AUGCCGAGGAAUUAUAAAAGAACACUUGGCUCACGCCGUUACGUGGAUUAUACCCCAGAGACGCUAGAAGCUGCUCUCAAAAAGGUGGUAGAAGAUGAAUGGUCCCUCUGUCAAGCAUCGGCUGCACGUAAUAUCCCUUUUGGCACCCUUCGAAAUAAGUAUAAGGGAAUCAGAAUUCUGAAAUCUGGAGGUCAAACAGUUUUUUCAGUUGCCGAAGAACAUGCCUUCGUGAAAGCAGUAAAUAUCUGCUCAGAUUGGGGAUUCCCACUCACGCUUACUGAUUUGCGCUAUAUAGCUAAAAGCUAUCUGGAUAGUCACGGUCGCACUAUUGGGAAGUUUAGAGAAACAUGCCUGGAACAGAUUGGGCUCGUUCUUUCUUACAACAACAUAAGACAGAUAUUAGCCAAAAAGUUGCAUUGA
Molecule: messenger RNA, 420 nt
Organism: Acanthoscelides obtectus
Lineage: Eukaryota; Metazoa; Arthropoda; Insecta; Coleoptera; Chrysomelidae
Source: the annotation of a GenBank genome assembly